This is a messenger RNA of Cynara cardunculus var. scolymus (artichoke), 354 nucleotides long. RefSeq names its product cyclin-dependent protein kinase inhibitor SMR2-like. The record is from RefSeq and is a predicted model, not a curated record. The transcript has a single exon. Gene Ontology annotation, biological process: regulation of DNA endoreduplication. The coding region runs from base 1 to 354 and encodes 117 amino acids. Lineage: Eukaryota; Viridiplantae; Streptophyta; Magnoliopsida; Asterales; Asteraceae.
AUGUCUGCAGAUCUACAAUUCCGGCUGCAAGACCUCCCGGCGAUCCAAUUAUCGUCUCUUACACUCAAGCUUCCACCACCGCAACAGGAAUCGUCAGAGGAAUCAUGCAGAACUCAAUCGGAACAAGUUGAGGAAUGUGUAACCCCGACGUCGCCGGAGCAUAGGAUUCCUGAAAUCCUCAGCUGUCCUCCGCCGCCUAAAAAACAGAGACACUCUGCUCCUUCCUGUAAGAGAAGGCUAUGUGAGUUUCAGUUCUUCGAGGUCGUCGCGAGAGAAGAGAUUGAUUCCUUUUUCAAGUCUAGCUAUGAAUUCAUCAACCAAGAGUCGUCGAAAAAAAGGAGGCGUCCUCUAUAA